ACUCCAGCACAGAGUGAACGUCCUCCAGCAGCAGCUGAGUGACAGCCACAGUCUCGUCCAGACUCUGCAGAGCGAGCUGCAGGUGUGUCGCAGGGUGGGCGGAGUCACCAGCAACACACACUCAGGUCGGCUCAGCGACAGCAUCCAGCCAGGACACGUCACCUUCGACCCCAGGGAGCUGCACGUCCAGCUGGAGCAGCAGCUGAGCGGACAGCCCCGAGCCCGGAGGCUGCUCUUCAGCGACAAUGUUCCGUCUCCUCCUGUGAGAGACACUGGACUCGUGGGUCCCUCCUCUCCUCUACAUGCUGGACAGAAACGUGCAGAAAACACAGGAGCUGCUGAUCACGCAGCCUCCACCCCGCCGGCCCAAACACCGGGCGGUUCAUUCGCCAGUCGUCUUGGCCGCCACGCCGUCGGACACCUUGAGGACUUCAAGGCUCUGCAGCAGCAGAUCCUGGAGGGGGGCACGCUGCUCUGCAAGAUGGAGGCAGCCCUUCGGCCCCUGGUCGUUCCAGCGCUGCAGGAGUUCAGCCUUCGUCAGCCUUCAGACUCAGGUGCAGUGAGGAAGCUGCUGUCAGACACUAAAACCCUGCGACAGAUCCUGGAGGAGGCCGACGCUCUGCUGCAGAUGUUCUGGAGGGCCGCUCUGCCAAACUCUGAGGAAACCAAACAGGAUCAGUCUCUGAAAGACGAGGUUGUUUCUCUCCGUCUGAAGCUCUCGGAACAAGAGCAGGCUCUCAAGGACGCCACGGAGAGAGUGAAGAGCUCCGACCGCACCAAAGACAGCAUGGAGCAGCUCAUUAUCAGCCAAAUGUCGAGAACACGGGACGUCUUGAGAAAAGCCAAGACGAACUUACAGGAGAACCAGCUCAGGAUUUCCUCCCUUCGCCAAAUUUCUUCCUCCUCUUCCUCCCUUUAUCCCUCUUCCUCCUCCUCUUCCUCACACCCCGGGCCUGUUAAAGGUGAGAGCACACGAGGCUUCUGGGAGCUCGCCCUCUCUGGUCGCAGCGUCAUGAUGGCGUCUCAAACUUCCUCCUCUUCCUCCUCCGCUGUCCUGGGACCUGCUCACCACCAGCGCCCCCUGCAGGCAGCCUUAGUGUAGUGCACCAGCCCGUAGCUCCUUCCUGUUCACACAGAAGAUUCUGUCUCUUACUGACAGGACAAACAUUUCAGUUAAGUCACGACGUGUCGGUGGAUGUUUGUGUUGUUUGGUUUCUGACGACAGUUUAUGAAUGUGAAUGAUCGUCAUGGUUCUGAUCUGGGUUCAGUUUAGUCCUCGUGUGUUUGCUCUUUUCUGUGUAAAACAUUUUCAGGAACUUGAAGCUAAAAAACAACAUUAGAAAUAAAAAAUACAGUUUUUCUGAACCAGAAGCUGCCGAUGAGAAUCCAGUGUCAGGUUUAAAGAACAAAGCUCCACCGGACGAGACACAACCAAACUGCAAAGUGCUUCCUCUCGGCUUCUGUUGAAGCUUGUGUUGAUGUAGAAUCGUGCACGUGCUCUGAGCAGCUUGUGGAAACUAAGCCAUACUUUGUUUGUCCUUUGUCCUCAUUAUACUGAGAAUCUCAUCAAAUGGCCAAACUACUGAUAUGAGGAAAAGUGACAGAAUAUCCUGCAGUCAUUUAGUUUUUUUGCUUUUACUGUCAAAUAAAACAAAAAUAAGAUUUUAUUUCUCGUUAUCCUCAAACUCCAGAGAAUCACUGUCCAAUAUUGAGUCUGUUAUAUUUUUUUAAAAAAAGGGUCCAACCCAGUUUGUCCUGCAGGUGAGAGACGUUUCUGAUGAAGCUGCAGUGACGAGCAGCGUCUUUAUCACCAGUGUAAAUAAUCGAGCACAAGUUACAGACUCAGCAGUUUGUACGAUGCCUUCAGGGACCUGUCGGACAAUCAGUAAUACAUGGAGAGAAACUCAUUUCUAGUGCAAGGUCCAAGAAAGAUGACAUGGCAUAUUUGUGAAUGGACCAUGCUGUUAUCUUUUUUUUUUUUUUUAAUUAGCCCUUAGGAGAUACAUUUUUUAUUUUUGCUAAAUUUGUGAAUAUUUUUUUAGAUGACUUCCAAAAAUAUCAUGAACUUCGUUCAUAUUUUUUCUUGUGCAGGACACUGACGCUCACUGUGCAACUGAACCUCUCUGGAAUUGGGUAUUCGACACUUCUUCUAAAACGUUUUUAGAUUUUCUUAUUUGAUUUCUCUAUAGAUGAAUUGACCGGUUUCUUUUUGUGCAUGAACUGUGGCGGGACCGCCCUCCAACACUUCUACUGAAAUAUGCAAUUUCUGGGUUCCUGUGCAAUAUUAGCCUCCGUUUGCUUUUUGUUGCUGUAUUAUUUCUGGGUUUUAAAGUGCCACGUCGUCUGUUUCUGACUCUGAUGCUGAACUGAUUUCAACAAACAGACUUUCGGAUGAAUCAGUUUAAUGAUCCUCACAUUUCUGAACAUGAGAAAGGCGAAGAAACAGCAGAAGAAGAACAGUGUCAUGGUUUAUUUGUGAAACCAGAGUUUUAAAUAUUCUUUUGUGUGAUUUGUCAAAGGUCAAAGGUCAAUUUGAAAGUGUCUUUGUGGUUUUAGGAACCACAGCUUGUGUGUGUAAAUAUGAAAGUGUGUGUACAUCCAUGCAGCUGUUUGUUUUGUGUUGCUGUGAGAGAAGAGAUUGUCUUUAAAGACCGGCUGUAUUUUUAUGCAUGUUCUCUUUAAUAAACAUUAUUUGGGUUAAAAAGAGUCAGAAAAGAACCUUUUCAUUAAAAGGGAA
Paralichthys olivaceus (Japanese flounder) is the source of this 2737-nucleotide messenger RNA. The record is from RefSeq and is a predicted model, not a curated record. Lineage: Eukaryota; Metazoa; Chordata; Actinopteri; Pleuronectiformes; Paralichthyidae.